AUGCACCCACAUCAUCACCUGCCAGCACAUUCAUCAUCAACACACCAACAAUUUAAUGUUUCAUUAUCGAGUAGCCUUCGAAGAUUAUCCGAAUCUACUUCAUGUUUACUGUUAAUUAUCAUUGCGAGUAUUGUGCUACUACAAUCAAUGAAUGUUGUUUAUGGAGCAUUUCCUGCUAAUAAUAUGGAAGUGAUUGGAGGUGGAGGAACCUUUGCAGAAGAAGUUCACAAAGGAUGUGGUCAAUCAUUCUUUAUUAAACAUUUUUCAAAUAACAUUGAAAUGAAUUACAAUGCUACAGGUAGUGGUACUGGUUUAUUGAACUUGAUCAAUUAUACAUCAACACCUUUCGAUUAUGCAGCUGGUGAAUUAAUUCCAACCGAUGCUCAAUAUGCUGCUAAUCCAGGUUUACAAUUACUUCCAUUUAUUGGUGUAAACGUUUUAGUUGUUUUCAAUUUACCUGGAAUUUCUUCUUUAACCUUAAAUAGACAAGUAAUUGUUGACAUUUUUGCUGCUCGUGUGACUAAAUGGAAUGAUGCUUCAAUUGCUGCAUUAAAUCCUUCAAUUACUUUGCCAGAUGCCAAAAUUAAAAGAGUUGUGAGAUCUGACAGUUCAGGUACUACUGAACUUUUCACAUCUGCAUUGGCUGCAUUUGCUUCAAGUACUGGAGUUUCAUGGACACCUGGUGUGCAAAGUAUUUUAACAUGGCCAAGUGAAGCAUCAGAUAAUAUCUCAAAACAAAAAGGUACAUCUGGUAUUUCAAAUUACUUGUACCAAACUCCAUAUACUAUUGCAUAUAAUACACCUUCUGCUGUAUUUUCAUUCACAUCAGCAACUAUUAUUAACAAGUAUGGAACUCCAGUUGAUGCUUCUGAAACAACUUGUAAGAAUGCCAUGACAGAUUUUCAAGAUGCAUUCGAUUCUAAAUUCUCUGCAACAAUUGUAGAUGCUCCAGGUCAAAAUUCAUAUCCAAUCUCUGGUUAUUCAUAUCUUAUUUAUAAGAGUUCAUCAAUUGAAGAGUAA
This is a messenger RNA of Naegleria gruberi, 1020 nucleotides long. RefSeq lists its product as uncharacterized. The coding region runs from base 1 to 1020 and encodes 339 amino acids. Gene Ontology annotation, biological process: phosphate ion transmembrane transport. Gene Ontology annotation, molecular function: phosphate ion binding. Gene Ontology annotation, cellular component: ATP-binding cassette (ABC) transporter complex. NCBI's taxonomy places the organism in Eukaryota, Heterolobosea, Eutetramitea, Acrasida, Naegleriidae. The transcript is spliced from 4 exons. The record is from RefSeq and is a predicted model, not a curated record.